Messenger RNA from Parathielavia appendiculata, 2352 nucleotides. RefSeq lists its product as uncharacterized. The transcript has 2 exons. The annotation marks the transcript as partial. Lineage: Eukaryota; Fungi; Ascomycota; Sordariomycetes; Sordariales; Chaetomiaceae. The record is from RefSeq and is a predicted model, not a curated record.
AGCUUUGGUGAUUCAACCGCCCAGCCUCCCACGCCUAAACGGACCCCGAUAUCAACCGUCUUGCCGAGCCCGGGUUUUGAGACACCUACGCACAGCCAGGGACGUUUCGACGAGUUGAGUGGGUGGACUCCUCGUUUUGCCGAGGAGUAUUCCGUUUUCAACGCGACACCCGGGAAUCUCAGAGGCUCCCGUACACCGUUUCCAGACUUCGGCCCUGCAACACCGUGCUUAGGUAGCGCAAACCAGAAACGCUCGCUGUCCACCGACGGAAUUGGCCUCGGGGUUGCGGUCCACGGGAAUGAGUUGUCGCCGAAUCCAAGCCUGCCGUUGCCCUCCGUCGAGCCCUCCACAAUCUUGCGCUCAUCGCCGGCUUUAUUACGGACGGCAACGUUUGACGACUCAGGCGCCGCUGGUCAUCUUGCGGGAUCUGUCGAACGAUCAGCAAAAAAAUAUCGUCGUAGCACGGUUGUCGCGCAACCGCAAGGCCAGACAGCAACCCCUCCCCCGUCAGCUCGCAAGGGAGAGCGUAAGCUUGCACCCAAGGGUGACACUAGCGCCAUGCAGAAUGAGCAGGACUAUGGGCAGCAGGCGCACUUCAUGGCCUCCGCGCAGCAGCAAGGCAUGGGCGGCUUCAUGACACCCCAGGGCGAUGUCUUCGGCUAUCCGCUUUCAGCCCCGGCUGCCGCGCCGACAUAUGGAGCUCAGAGACCAUUCUGGGAUUCCGACCCGAGCCUCGCCGGUAUGGAUAUCGACUUCACCCCCCACGGAGACGGCAUGCAGCCCGCAACCCAGCACCACGGGCCCGAGUUGGUGGAUUGGGCGAGGACGAAUCAGCUGUUGCCGGACCAAAGCGGUAUGACUGGCCCUCCUCCGUCCAGUGUCGAUAACGGCACUUCGCUCGUUUCCCAACCGCCCAUGUCGAUGCUAGUGACUUCGUCGGUCGAUCACUCGCUCUUUGCAGCCAGUUAUCCCAACCCUGUCGAUGAUCCUUUUGGCAUAAGUGAUGCCAGCGGUGUGGUGAACCCUGGGGUCUUGUUCAGCCGGCCCCAGUCGGCGAACCUCCACACGGUCUCGUUUAAUAAUCAGGCCAUAGCCCGGCCAACCACGAACACGGUGGUGAGCCAAGAUAGUCGAGUGGACAGUGGAGGAGCGUCGGUGUCGAAAACUAGCGGACGCGCCGAGUUGCGCCGUUCGGCCAGCGCGAAGGACGCGACCCCCAGGAAACCGGAUUGGGCCUCGGCGAGCUCCCUGGUCAAGGAGGCUGGCCGUCCAGGACUCUCACGGAGCUUCAGCGAGAAUAGGGGAAAGAAAACCGUUGGCCGGCCAUCUCUGCCUCCCCUUGCUCCCCGGCCGCGGUCCCAGUUGGUAAACAACGCGGGCGUGAAUGCCAACAAACCCGUCAUUUCACAGCCCCAGAGGCCGAGCGGCGGAAGAUCCUCACCGUCGAAGAGUAGCCACCACCACCACCGCUUGUCGAGCCUCUCGUCGAUCCCGGAAACAUCAGGUCCACAGAUGAGGACUCAGGCGAAAUUCACGAUUGAUUCCAAUGGCCGAGCAAGAGUAGAGACCACGGUGGUGGUAGUAGAUGAGCCAUCAUCGAGCGCUGUCAAGCGUCAUUGUUCGUAUCCUGUAGCGCCGCGGCAGCAGUGGUAUUCAUCAGACGACGACGACUCAUCAACGGAUGACGAACCCAUCAUCAUUCCGAGCAGGAACACGUCAUUUGCACUCCCCGACCCGCGAAAGCCCACGACUAUUCAUCCCUUCCACAAUUCGCAACGGAGCAUGAGCGAGUAUAGCACUAUGUCAUACACGAGCUUUCAAGGACCAUCCCACGACGCAGGCGACAGCGACGGAGAGACCAUAGUCAAUGAUUCGACAACGCCGACGCGCAAGGCCUCGGGCGACGCGCUCAGCGAGCUGCGGAAGCUGCGCGAGACGCGCCAACAGAAACCUGCAUCGAGCUCGAAGCCAAAACGGUUCGUUUCGAGUCAUCAUCAUUACUCGGGUAACCCCGCGUCGUCGUCAUCGCCGACGACGGUGAGCGAGGCGAGUCUGCCGACGCCGACGGCGGAUACGAUGACCCCCGGCGUGCGGUGUGUCUGCAACAGGGCGGAGGCGGGUCGGAAUGACUUGUUGGUUCAGUGCGAGUCCUGCGAAAUGUACGUCCAUGGCCAAUGUGUGAGCAUCACGCAACGGACGAUGCCAUCAAUAUAUAUCUGUGCCUUUUGCUCGAACACACCAAACAUGCGAGGCGGAAAGCUCCGAGACAACGGGCGCUUGUCGGGAGCCGUCGCGCUUCCAGGCUCAGUCUCGUCACCGCUGGCGCACAAGUCUCUAAAAUCGUUCCGGUGA